Molecule: messenger RNA, 2224 nt
Organism: Octopus sinensis (East Asian common octopus)
Lineage: Eukaryota; Metazoa; Mollusca; Cephalopoda; Octopoda; Octopodidae
Product: zinc finger protein 2 homolog
Exons: 3
Coding region: 172-1287 (371 amino acids)
Biological process (GO): regulation of transcription by RNA polymerase II; central nervous system development
Cellular component (GO): nucleus
Molecular function (GO): RNA polymerase II cis-regulatory region sequence-specific DNA binding; DNA-binding transcription factor activity, RNA polymerase II-specific
Source: RefSeq, a predicted model, not a curated record
AUUUAAUCAGGGAUUAAUUUACGUGUUACACCUAAUGGCAGCUUUUUACUCGUUGUCUUUUCUCGCUACUGCCUCUACCAAUUUGUUAUGGUGUCACACAUCAUUAUAUUUUCCUUGAUUCUGUAAUUAUCAAUACUAAUUAUUGCAUUGGAUUAUUGUGCUCCAACCUCAAUGGAGAAACUGUUCUCAUGUGAAAUAUGUGAAAAGGAAUUCUCUGAAAUUUUGAAGCAACAUACUCUUGGUCAUGGCCGUGAAAGUGUGCUGAAAGUGGAACAUGAGAAUCCUCCUGAUACAAACGAUGUUAAUUCUAUUGUGAAUAACACCAAAAUAAACACUGUAAAUGAAUGUCUCCAGCCUGAAAUGCAAGAACAUGAUAAAAGUGAACUGGUUGAUGCCGACAAUCAUAUAGCCAUUGUAACAGUGACAGAGAGAGAUGGAGCAGAUCAACUUGAAAAUUAUGAUCAGCAACAGCAGUUGGAAACUUUCAAAAAUAGUAAUGUCUUUGACACGAAUGAAUCUAACAAUACUUGUAUUGGCAACCCAACUUAUGAGCAUUCACUACAGCUUGAAGAAGCUGAUAUCAGAACCGGUGAGGGUUUGGACAACAGUGAUAAACUUGAGUUAUCAAAUCCAUCAGAUUUAGAGCAAGAAGAAGAAUGUUGUGGUACAAUUGCAUACAAUUGUGAAACAGAUAAUGAAAUAGUAACUGAAGGCAAUGUCUGCCAGGAAACUCUUAAUUUAGCCACACAUCUUAUUCAGUUAUCCAGUAGUAACCCAGUGACACAAACAAACAGUGGUUAUACUGUAAGUAAGCCAUACAUGUGCAGUUUAUGCCAUAAGUGUUUCAGUCGCAACUAUCAUCUAAAAAUGCAUUCCCUUACUCACUCGGGGCUAAAACCAUUUUCUUGUUUCACCUGUUCAAAAUCUUUUUCUCGCAGUUCUGACUUAAAACGCCAUUUAGCAACUCACACAGGGGUCAAACCCUUCGGCUGUACCCUCUGUCAAAAAUAUUUUUCUCGUUCUUCGGAUUUACGUCGUCAUACUGCAACCCACAGUGGUGAACGGCCACAUUCAUGUCAAGUAUGUCAGAAAGCCUUUACCCGCAGCUCAGAUCUUCACAGACACAGUCAAACACACACAGGAAUCAAACCUCAUGCCUGCCAAAUAUGUGGUAAAGCUUUCUCUACAGCCACUCACCUCAAAAGACACACUACAACACACACUACAGAACAGAAAGCUUUCAAUGUGACCAUUGUAAGCAAUCUGACAUCAAAGUGCAUCACUUAAAUUCUUAUCUACUCUUUUAUACAAAUUGCAACCCUGCAAGCAACACUGAUACAAACCUUAUCUCAGUGCCUCAUGUUGAAAAGAAACAGCAAGUUUUGUUGAAGUAAAUUAUUUAUUUAUUAGGAACUUAUAAUUACAACCAUUUUUCUUUCAUUUUUUUUUAACCUGUUUUUUUUUUAUAUAUUUUCUUUCUUGUUUUUGUUUCUGUGAUGCUACAAUCUCUAAUGUGUAACUUUUCUCUGUAUUAUUUCUGUCAAUUGUUAUUUGUCCGGCCAUAAUUAUCGAGAUGUGAUAAGUCCACUGAUAGGAAGAGCCGAGUUAUGGUUGGAGAUUCAGAGAAAUUAUUAUGAAGAAAUCAAUUAAUCAAUCUAAAGAUCAAUCAACUUCUGUAAGCACCUCAAAAGGAAACAUUUUGCAAUAGAUUUGCAUUCAAAAAAUAUUCUAUGAUGAUUGGCAGGAAUUGGCAAAUUGGACUCAGUUAAUAGAAACAGGUUUUUUUUUUAUUAUUAUUAAUCUUGAUGCUAAUGAUGAUGAUGAAGGCUGGAAGCAAAUAACGUAAGAAGAAAGAUUAUCUGAGACUCAACACAGUAUUUAUGGAUUUAUCAUUGUUUAUUCAUGCCAUGGUCAUCUAUUUCCCCUUUCGUACCGUUUAAAUACCAGCAAUAUAACCAGGUUGAUCUAGUUUACUUCAAUACGGUCUCCAGACACAAUGAAUUGUUAUUAAUGCAGAGUGAGUGGCACAAUGUGACAGUAGCUACUCACUGAAUUUCACAGUAUAUUGACAGCUACUCUUUAAGCUGAUCCCCAUCUGCAAUUUAAUAAUAUAUCUUCCCCCUCCCCCUAUUUUAUAAUAUAUUUGUAUAUUUCUAUACUCCUCCCUCUGUUUUAUAAUAUAUAACCUUUAUAUCCACCUACUCUAUCUUAUACAUUUCUAUGU